Messenger RNA from Penicillium oxalicum, 624 nucleotides. RefSeq names its product Tim17/Tim22/Tim23/Pmp24 family protein. The coding region runs from base 1 to 624 and encodes 207 amino acids. The transcript is spliced from 5 exons. Gene Ontology annotation, cellular component: peroxisomal membrane. The record is from RefSeq and is a predicted model, not a curated record. Lineage: Eukaryota; Fungi; Ascomycota; Eurotiomycetes; Eurotiales; Aspergillaceae.
AUGGAUGCGCUCAUGUCACGCCUCGAUGCCCUCGUGCUCAACCCCGAACUUGCACCUCUCUUGUCAUUGGUAAAAGGCGCACGUAAUGGCAUAGUCUACGGAUCGAAAGUGCGAUUUCCGCACGCGCUGGUAUUCCGCGAAAAGGUCAAGCUGGUCUUGAACGCGACUCGCCUUCACGCCCGAAACUUAGCCACAUUCGCUACGAUAUACAAGGCCUCUAUGAUCAUACUUCGAAACCUCCCUGCUGGACAGGGCAAGGAAGGUCGCUAUGAUAGUUUCUUUGCUGGACUCUUGGGUGGAUACGCCGUCUUUGGUCGGCAGCGGGGAAGUAUCAGCCAGCAGAUUGUGAUUUAUGUUUUUGCUCGAGUGAUGCUCUCUCUUGCAAAGCUCUCAGUCCAGCCGGGGAUGCACCCACUUUCGUCACUCAUCUCACCUCACGCGCGCGCUUCUAUCACCGAUAAUGCCUGGCCGGUCUUCGCCAGUAUGAGCUGGGCGCUCGUCAUGUACCUGUUCCGAUGGUACCCAGAGACUCUCGCAUCGAGUCUGCGGAGUAGCAUGGUUUAUAUUUACGCGGACUCGGACCACUGGGAUUCUUUCCGAAACUUGGUGAUUCACAACAAAUAA